GUCCUUAUCAAGACGGCUCCUGCAGGCACACUGAAUGAAGACUCACGAAAACAAAUGCUUCAGGCCUAAAGCAGUUCUUGACCCUGUGCUGCGUAAACACGAACACGAACACGAACACGAACACGGCAGCCUGUUACCGAUGAGAUGGAGACCGCGCGCGAAGUGGUCGUGCUGGACUCCGACUCGGACGACAGUGACACGCGCGCCAAGGAGAACCGUGCGGCGCCCAUCUUUGGCAACGACGAUAGCGGGCUACCGAGCUGUCCCAUUUGCCUCACGGACAUCCUGGAGCCACAGGAGAAAGCAGUCACAGGUUGCCAGCACACCUUCUGCCGCUCCUGCCUGGGAGAAUGGCUGCGUGUGAGGCGGUUCUGCCCGCUUUGCAAGCGCCGUGUCCACCGCUACGUAACCGGCAGCCGCGGUGACGGCUCCCGCACAGAAGUGGCGGUGCCGCCCUCGCCGCCCGCACACGAGCAGCGCCAUUACCGGCAGCAGCACCUACAGCACGAGCACCACCACUACGUGCACCACGUGCUGCACGUGCUGGGGCUAGGUGCUGGCGGCGGCGCAGCAGCAGCAGCAACAGCAGCAGCAGGCGCGGGCGGCGGUGGGGCGGUGAGGGCGGCGGGAGGCAGCGGCAGCGGUCUCAGCGCUGCUGAGCAAGAGGAGAUGCUGAGGGAGCUUCACCGCAUUGCGGACAGCAUGGCGGGCCGCCACCGGCAUGGCCGCGGUGGCGGUACAGGCAGCGCCGGUGCCGCACCCCGCUUCCGCUCCGGCGGGAUGCUGCAUCAGGACGGCGCCGCUGGCGGGGACGACGCCCAGGAACGUAGCCGCUACGGGUACUUCCGUCCUACGCGCCAGCAGCCGCAACAGCCGGAGCCGGAGCCGCAGCCGCGGCCCUACUACUUCCGAGUGCAGCAGCGGCUGCUGGCCACGUCCGGGGCAACGUCGGCCUCUGGCGGCGGGGCCGCAGGUGCUGCUGGUAGUGGCGGCCGCCAUGCAGCUGCCGCGGCGGGGCCAGCAGGCGCAGCCGAAGGCACUGGCGGUGUCAUGCCGGGAUGGCAGCUCGCAGGGCAUCAGUCCGCCGCAGCGGCGGCGGCCGCGGCGGCGGCGGCGGCAGAGGCCGCAGUGGUGGGAGCCACGGGCGGCCGCGGCGGAGCGGCGGGCGGCAGCUUGGCGGGAGUGGCAAAUGGCGCGGCUGCAGACCCGGCGCUGGCGUCUGCUGCAGCCGUGGUCACACGCCGCCGCGUGUACGAAUUGAGGCUGUGGGCGAACGGCGUCACGACAGCGCAACCAGCCCGGAGUGGGCGCGGGGCGGGUGGUGGCCUGGGCGCAGCGGGUGGGAGCGGGAGCAGCACCGCCCCGUGGACGUCGGUGCGGCCGGGGACGGCACUGCCGGCUGCGGCGGCGGGACCUGGGGUGGGUGCAGGGGCGCAGGAGCUGAGCCGCGCGCGGAGGGAGCUGGUGGAGGCGUGGGCGGCGCGGGACCUGCAGGCGCUGCUGCUGAGCACGAAUCUGACCCUGCUGCGUGCGCUGGUGUCUGGGCUGAUUGAUGCAUGGGGCCUGCGUCGGGACUGGGCCACUGAGCAUGCCUGGCGGCACCCGCAUCAGGAGCAGCAGCAGCAACAGGAAGCGGGCGCACGUGACAGUGCUGGCGGCGGUGGGCGCGCUGCGGCCACAGGCGGCAGGGACGAGUCCAGACCUGGUGCAGGCGGCAGCAACCGGCGCCGGCGCUCGUGGGACAGUGGUGACGACAGGAGGGGCGCGCAUGGCAGCAGCCGGCGCGGCGCAGACCUGGACCGUGGGCAACGAGCCGGCGCGGGCUCAGGCAGCAUGGAGCGGGAAGGCGGGCACCUUACCCGCGAGCGCGGCAGCCGGUCAAGCCCGCAGCAGGCUGCAAGCGACGCAGCCGGCGCAGCCGAUGGUACCGGCAGCCAAGGUUUGGAAGGGCCUGUGGCGGCGCUGCAGCCGUUCCUGUUCGAGCGGGCGGCGCAUUUCUGGCAUGAGAUGCGGUGCUUCGCCCUGUCGGGUCUGUCGGUGUCCGCCUACGACGCCGGUGUCCGCUACAGCGUCGGCCCGCCGCCGCCGCCUGCCGGGGGCGUGGCGCUGCCCGCUCCAGAGCCGCAGCACGCUCACGCCCUCGAUACGCAGCAGCACACACAAGGCCGCAGAACGGCGGUGGCGCAUGCGGACACGGGGCACGGGAGCAGGGCAGCCGUGGGACAGCUGCAACUUCAGGCGCGGCCGCCACGUGCCGCGCUCGCGGCACCGCGGCUGCAGCUUUCGGGCCUGGUCCUGCCGGGGCAACAGCCGACGCCACAGAUAUCGGGGCAGGCGGCGGGCGGUGCCGCUGCUGGUGUUCGCGUGGCGGCACUCGGCGGCGGCGGCAGUGGGCGAGCUGGAGCAAGCCGGCAAACUGUUGCAACCGCUGCUGGCGAGCCCGAGGUCGUGGAUUUGACGCUGGACGAUGAUGACGAUCUUGGUGACAGCAAUCAAGGUGGUAACGCGGCUGGCGGCAGUGGCGCAGCGGGAGCCGCGGGCCGAGGUGCUGAUGGCGGCAGCGCGAUGGGUGACGGCCAACGCGGCAGUGCAGAGAGGCAGUGGCUGCCAGUGGCUGCAGGCGUAAGCUACGUCGAGGGCAGCUGCGUGGGCGUGGCAGGGAAUGCGUUAGCCGUUGGAGGCGCUGGGGAUGCGGGUGCAGAGCCAGCCGCACACCGCAAGCGCCCAAGGCGGUGGGACGAGCAGCCCGCGGCUCCGGUGGCGGCCGCGGCUGGCAUGCCUGCGGAUCCGGCUGUGGAGGCGGCCGCGGGGUCGCGGGGUGGCAACACGGGUACGGAUAGCAAGCGCUCGGGUAGUGAGAGCUUAAGGGCCGCGCCGGAGCAGCCACUUGAGCAGGAUGCGCACGGCAGGCGCCGCAGCAGCAGCCGGCCAGAUGAGAAGCGCAGGAGCGGCGGCGCGCAUGGCAGCGGAGCUGCACACCGGAGUCGCAGCCGGCAUCGGAGCCGGAGUGCGAGCCGGAGUCACGGCGAAGGGCGCAACCGGAGCCAUCACCGGAGGCGCAGCCGCAGCCGGGACAGGGUGGGCGGGCGUGGUUGUGCGGGAAGCGCGCGGCCGAGCAGCGACGCUGACCCGGGCCGGCGCAGGCACAGGGGCCGCAGCACUAGCCGCGGCCGCACAGCCGGGCCGUCGCCACGUCCCCGCAGCCCGCACGGGUCACGCCGCAGCCGGAGCCGCAGCUGCAGCGCCGGCUGGGGCUAUCUGGACCGCCAGCGUGUGUCCUGGCGCAGCCAAUGGCGCGAGGGACCGGUGGACACGCCAGAUGCCGCUGCAGCACAUGACCGCUGGGAGAUGGGCGGCGGGGACACCUACGGCCACAGCCUCCAAGGGGCGCUCCGGCACGAGCAAGCACGACUUGGAGGCAUACACGGGUCUGGCGAACGUCCUGAGCGCUGCAACCGCGAGGUAGGAGAGAGGCCGGGCAGGAGGCCUGCUGACCGGCGGGAGCGGCCUUUGGGAAACCAGCAAGCGCGGGCCGCGGGUAGUAGUGAUGACGACGAGCGAUGGCAGAUGGUGGUGUAGCGUGGCGGAGGUGUGCACACAGUGCACCCGGAUCAGGGGAUGAGUACAUGCGGUUGCUGCACAGGAUCAUGGUGCGCCCGAGGAACAAAGUGCAUGACUGGGCUGUGUUGCAGCACUCGCAUGUGCGCGAGCGCAUGUGUGUACGGGAACAGAUUCUGCAAAUUUGAUGAGGAGAAUGGCGAGGUGGGGUACCGCCGUAUGGGCAGGUCCCAGAUGCUGGUCUGUAAGGGUCUGUAUGAGCAGGAGCGUGGGCAUUGAAGUACAACCGCAUCUGGGUAUGCUCAGGGGGUAGAAUGUCAGACAGCUACUGCAGGAGGCUAUCGCGUGUCCAUGCGGUUCGGUGCUGGCCUCACAAGUAGGGGUUAUCCGCCCCCUCCGCGUGCGGGUGGGCCGGAGGAACGGAUCCCCUGGACGGCAAGGGCUAGGCCGUGCAAAGGAAGUAAUGUAUAGGAUGGGACUGGGAGCAUGAAGUGGAGAAAGUCUCGAACAAGCCACACGUCUGGUCUGCGCCUGUCGAUGUAGGCGCUAUGUGAGUUCAAACUUUGAGCUUUCCGGGAAGUGUUGUAUCCACGGGCCUCCGGCUGGCGCCAACCGAGCCGUAGCGACAGACACU
Messenger RNA from Chlamydomonas reinhardtii, 4192 nucleotides. RefSeq lists its product as uncharacterized. NCBI's taxonomy places the organism in Eukaryota, Viridiplantae, Chlorophyta, Chlorophyceae, Chlamydomonadales, Chlamydomonadaceae. Gene Ontology annotation, biological process: protein monoubiquitination; protein polyubiquitination. The transcript has 5 exons. The record is from RefSeq and is a predicted model, not a curated record. The coding region runs from base 145 to 3579 and encodes 1144 amino acids. Gene Ontology annotation, molecular function: ubiquitin protein ligase activity.